UUCCGCAUAAAAGAAAUAAUAUAACCGUGCUGAUUUAGUUUAUUGAAAGAAAAAUGUUGAAAAAUAUCUGCGUCACGCAAAUUAAUUUGCUGAAAAGCGUAUCUAACAUGCAGCAGCAAGUCCGGACCACGUUCGUCUUAAAACGUAAAUACGAGCCACUAUUACACAAAACCAAUGAAAAACCACGGAAAAUGCGCGCCAAGCACUUUAUUUAUGAGUUAGUAGAGGACACGUCGGUAAAAAAGCAACCCAACCUAGAGGUGGUACUUAAGCAAUUUGUGCAAGGAGUUGGAGACAAGGGCGAUGUAGUAUCAUUAAGGCCCAACUUUGUAUAUAACAAACUUCUAUUGCCCGGACUGGCCGCCUAUAAGACGCCGGAGAAUAUAGCCAAAUAUGCGAAAACAGAGGCUGAAAAAAACACUUUGGAGCACAGCUCUCCAUAUGCGCAACGCACGGUAAAUGUACUAGAGUCGAUAACACUAGCGGUGAUUAUGAACAAGGACGAGCGCUGGGUAUUGGAACCGUGGCACAUUAGGGCGUCAUUGCGCAAGGCUGGCAUUUACUGUAAUGAAGAGUGUAUUUCAAUGCCAUCUCAGCGCAUAGAAGGACCGGACCUGAAGAAAGAAAACAAAGAGUUUUAUUGCACCAUUACCGUGAACAACUUGGAGAAGGCGCGACUCAAGUGCCGCAUACAUCAUUGGAGUACGGAUCCAAGCGAACGCCUACCCUACGUCCUGGAACACUGGAAAAUGCCUGCCGAGCCAUUGCUGGGGCUUGAGGAUGGAGCCACUGCAAACGAAACAGCCGAACUAACACCAAAAAGCACUUAGGUCAAUAAUAGUAGUUGUAUUUGUGAAUAUUGUUUAUAUAAACCGGCUUUAAUCAAA
Molecule: messenger RNA, 887 nt
Organism: Scaptodrosophila lebanonensis
Lineage: Eukaryota; Metazoa; Arthropoda; Insecta; Diptera; Drosophilidae
Gene: mRpL9
Product: 39S ribosomal protein L9, mitochondrial
Exons: 2
Coding region: 54-830 (258 amino acids)
Biological process (GO): translation
Cellular component (GO): ribosome; mitochondrion
Molecular function (GO): structural constituent of ribosome
Source: RefSeq, a predicted model, not a curated record